UCAAGCCACCCUUGGUAGUGAUUGCACCCAAAACCCUAGCCGCCGCGCCGUGCGCGCCGCCCCUACACAGGUCGUCAUUCUCCUCCCCUCCACCAUCUGCUCCGUCUCCUGCGAUCCCAUCCGGCGCGGCGAAGAUGAACGUGAAGGGCGGCGGCCGGAUUCCGGUCCCGCCGGCGGGGGCCGGCGCGUUGGCCAAGGUGGCGCUGCUAGGCGGCGCAGCCGUGUACGCUGCCAUGAACAGCCUCUACAACGUCGAGGGUGGGCACCGCGCCAUCGUCUUCAACCGCAUCGAGGGCAUCAAGGACAAGGUAUACCCAGAAGGGACUCACUUUAUGAUUCCGUGGUUUGAACGUCCAAUCAUUUAUGAUGUCCGUGCUCGCCCGAAUCUUGUCGAGAGUACUUCUGGAAGCAGGGAUCUUCAGAUGGUGAAAAUUGGUCUCCGUGUCCUCACAAGGCCUAUGCCAGAGAAGCUACCAACUAUCUACAGGACUCUGGGGGAGAACUUCAAUGAGAGAGUUUUGCCUUCGAUCAUUCAUGAAACACUGAAAGCUGUUGUCGCUCAAUACAAUGCUAGUCAGCUAAUCACACAGAGAGAGACUGUGAGUAGGGAGAUAAGGAAGAUACUGACCGAGAGGGCCAGAUUCUUCAACAUUGCCCUUGAUGAUGUCUCCAUUACAAGCCUGAGCUUUGGGAAGGAGUUUACUCAUGCCAUUGAAGCCAAACAGGUUGCUGCACAAGAAGCUGAGCGUGCAAAGUUCAUUGUUGAGAAAGCUGAGCAAGAUAAGAGAAGUGCAAUUAUUAGGGCACAGGGUGAGGCUAAGAGUGCAGAGCUGAUUGGUCAAGCCAUCGCAAACAACCCUGCUUUCCUUGCCCUCAGGCAGAUUGAAGCUGCGAGGGAGAUCUCUCAUACGAUCUCGUCCGCAGCCAACAAGGUCUUCUUGGACUCCAACGAUCUGCUCCUCAACCUCCAGAAGCUGUCGGUGUUGAACAAGCAGAAGAAAUGAUGUCACCCUAUUGCCUUGUUCUGAGUUACUAGCUGAUGUCACGUACAGGACAUUGUGAGGAACCCUGGUUUUUGAAUGUAGUCUCACUAGCGGUCCUCUGAUACGGGACUUGGUGAACUAGGUACACGGCAUCAAACUGGGAACUGCUAGCAAACUGGCAGGCUUUGUUUGAACGUGCUCGUACUUGACGAAGUUUAAUAAGCAACAGAUUCUGUUGUAAGA
This is a messenger RNA of Phragmites australis (common reed), 1226 nucleotides long. Its product is annotated as prohibitin-2, mitochondrial-like. Lineage: Eukaryota; Viridiplantae; Streptophyta; Magnoliopsida; Poales; Poaceae. The transcript has 5 exons. The coding region runs from base 135 to 1004 and encodes 289 amino acids. Gene Ontology annotation, cellular component: mitochondrion; membrane. The record is from RefSeq and is a predicted model, not a curated record. Gene Ontology annotation, biological process: mitochondrion organization.